AUACUAUAUAUAAACCACACCUUCCUGUAAUUUUCUCUCUGUCACUUGAGUUUGUAUAUUUAAACUAGGGUUGUGCGGCACUCGAAAUCCCCAAAUUGUCCCAAAGUCGUGGGUCUCAAAUUCGACGACUCUCGGUGGAGUUCGAAGUAGUUUAUUGGUAAUUGCGGAGGUUUUUGGUGGAUCUGGGAUUUCAGUGGUGGGGGAUUGAGAUUUGGAUGUGGUGAGUGUGUGUGAAGAAACGUUUCGGGCGAAAUCUGAGAAGGGACUGUACUGUGGGCUGGUGAUCUGGAGUUGGUCUCGCUGGGGCAAAUGCGGUUAAGUUUUGCUCUGAAUUCUUGAAAUUUUCAAUUUGAUCUGAAAGAAAAAGCAAGAACAAAGAAUAUGCUGCAAAAUCAGCCAAGGAAGGACCUGAAGGAGAUUGAUUUUUUUACUGAGUAUGGUGACGCAAAUCGAUAUAGAAUUCUUGAAGUUAUUGGGAAGGGAAGCUAUGGAGUUGUUUGUGCAGCAAUUGACACACAUACUGGGGAGAAAGUAGCAAUAAAAAAAAUACAUGAUGUUUUUGAGCACAUCUCUGAUUCUAUACGGAUCCUGCGUGAAAUCAAGUUGCUCAGGCUUUUACGGCAUCCUGAUAUUGUUGAUAUUAAGCGCAUCAUGUUGCCACCGUCAAAGAAGGAGUUUAAAGACAUUUAUGUUAUUUUUGAGCUAAUGGAGUCUGAUCUUCACCAAGUGAUUAAAGCUAAUGAUGACUUGACCCAUGAACACCAUCAGUUUUUCCUUUAUCAGAUGCUACGAGCUUUGAAAUUUAUGCAUACCGCAAAUGUUUAUCACCGAGAUCUUAAGCCGAAGAAUAUAUUGGCGAAUGCAAAUUGCAAACUCAAAGUUUGUGACUUUGGACUAGCAAGAGUUGCAUUUAGUGAUAUGCCAACAACAAUAUUUUGGACGGACUAUGUUGCUACAAGGUGGUAUAGGGCUCCGGAAUUGUGUGGAUCAUUCUUCUCAAAGUAUACACCUGCAAUUGAUAUAUGGAGUAUUGGCUGCAUCUUUGCUGAGAUACUGACGGGGAAGCCCUUAUUUCCUGGUAAAAGUAUUAUUCAUCAAUUAGAUUUGAUCACUGAUCUUCUUGGGACACCUUCACCAGAAACCAUUUCAGUGAUGUGUGUUGAAAAUAUCCAGGUUCGAAAUGAGAAGUCGCGAAAAUAUUUGACAGAAAUGAGAAAAAAGCCUCCUGUGCCCUUUCAACAGAAAUUUCCAAAUGCAGAUCCUCUUGCACUUCGCUUAUUGCAGAGGCUGUUAGCAUUUGAUCCAAAGGAUCGGCCAACUGCUGAGGAGGCGUUGGCUGAUCCUUACUUUAACGGGCUUGCCAAAGUUGAGAGAGAACCUUCUGCUCAGCCAAUCUCAAAGUUGGAGUUUGAGUUUGAGAGAAGAAGGGUGAUAAAGGACGACAUCAGAGAACUAAUAUACCGAGAGAUACUAGAAUACCAUCCUCAGCUGCUCAAAGACUACGUGAAUGGAACUGAAGGCACAAAUUUCCUAUAUCCUAGUGGUAUAUGUCAGUUCAGAAAGCAGUUUGCACAUCUCGAGGAAAAUGGUGGUAAAAGUUCACCAGUUUAUCCAUUAGAGAGGAAGCAUGUCUCUCUCCCACGGUCCACUGUUCACUCAAAUACAAUUCCUCCUAGUACACAGAAAAAUUUGACUCCGUAUCAGAACCGGAAAAUUGCAGAGCAGGCUUCAACGAAUUUUAGGUCAAUGGAUGCGACUUCUGGAAAUCCAUCUAAAGUUUCACGGCCUCCACCAAGGGUUCCAACAGCAAAACCUGGUAGAGUUGUGGGACCAGUACUACCUUAUGAGGAUUUGAGAAGUAUAAAAGAUGAAUAUGGUUCAAGGAUGUAUGAUAGAAUUGCAGUUCCUACUCCUCAGGCAGUAACUGCACAGUGGUUUCUCAAGACUCAGACGGUGAAUCGAGAGAAAUCUGGGUUAGAGGAAGAGAGGGAUUUGUCACAGGCCAAACCCCAACAAUGCAACGCUACAGCCAAACCGGCCUCGGGCAUGGCAAUGGAUGCCAACGCUAAUCCAUAUAUCCAAUCGCAAGCCAAGGGAGACCAGUUGAACGAACGAAUUACCAUCGAUGCAAAACUGCUGCAUGCACAGUCACAAUUUGGUGCAGCUGGUGCUGCAGCUGUAGCUGUAGCUGCUCACAGGAAUGCAGGAGCGGUUAAGUAUGGACUAUCUUAAGUGGGGUCUUGGGAAUCCUCCUGGAGUGUGGGUGGGCAACAAAUCCAUCCUGGGAUUUGGAGAUGGAAGGUGGGGAUAGUUAGGAUCUCUUCCCGGAAAGAGGAGGGUUUUUUUCUAGGUUUUAUCCACUUGGUACUUGUUUUUGAUCAUGUAAAUGUCAUUAUACAUAUCUCUCAUUCUUGAAGUUGGUAAUAAAAAAAAAAAAAAAAAAAGGUAUUUCUUGACACGUCAGAGAUCAAGUACUUGUGGUGUCCAUUGUUGGUUACUAAUUUUAUGAAAUUUCCAGGAAACGAGAAAAGCUCUGGCGGGAUGGAUCAUUAUUUUCUCUCUGGGAUCGCUUUUUAUUUACUGAACUAUAUAUAACAUUAAUUAAUGUGAAGUUGAACUCGUAAACCGCCAAUUGGGUUCAUUCGGCAACGUCAUUACUUCUCCUUCUUGUAGUAGUAGUAGUACGUAUGGCUUACACCGACUUUCGCUUAUACGACAUUCGACUUGUAUAAAAAGGCUCCACACCCAGACCCAGUAGAGUGAAAAGGAGAAAGAGAGAUUUCUUUUGUUUCGAAUUCCUUCUACCCUCUGCUUCUACGUUGUGUUCCCGGCCUGUUUGUCCGAGUCUUUGGAGAAGAAGAUGAAGGCGCUCCUAGGCUGUCUCUGGAAAAAGAAACAUGCUUCAGAGCCCAACGCCAAGCCAAGUGCAACCACUUGCUGGUCAGUUCAACGAGAGAAAAAGAAAAAGGAAAAGGGUCCAAGUGCCAAGACCAAGACCAAGACCAAGACCAAGGCCAAGACCAAGAGAACCCAAGAUUCUGGCACGGUUGUCGUCUUUGCAGGGGCAGGCUGCGGCGGCGGUUGUGGUGGUGGUUGUGGAGCUUAAUCAAACCUUCCUUUAUUUUUUAUUUUUAUUUUUUAAAAUGCAUCUUUGUCAGUGUAUCGCUUUGUGGAACUCACUAAAUUUCGUGUGGUUCUAUUUUGAUUUUUGAAUAAAAUACUUUUCAUCGA
Molecule: messenger RNA, 3231 nt
Organism: Alnus glutinosa
Lineage: Eukaryota; Viridiplantae; Streptophyta; Magnoliopsida; Fagales; Betulaceae
Product: mitogen-activated protein kinase 19-like
Exons: 10
Coding region: 382-2232 (616 amino acids)
Biological process (GO): protein phosphorylation; intracellular signal transduction
Cellular component (GO): nucleus; cytoplasm
Molecular function (GO): ATP binding; MAP kinase activity
Source: RefSeq, a predicted model, not a curated record